Populus euphratica (Euphrates poplar) is the source of this 1101-nucleotide messenger RNA. Its product is annotated as vesicle-associated protein 1-2. The transcript has 8 exons. Bases 126 to 851 code for a protein of 241 amino acids. Gene Ontology annotation, cellular component: plasma membrane; endoplasmic reticulum membrane. Lineage: Eukaryota; Viridiplantae; Streptophyta; Magnoliopsida; Malpighiales; Salicaceae. Gene Ontology annotation, biological process: endoplasmic reticulum membrane organization. The record is from RefSeq and is a predicted model, not a curated record.
CUCUCUCUCUCUCUCUCUCUCUCUCUCUUGCUGUCACCGUAAAACCAAACCAUCCCUUCCCCUGUCACGGUAAACCACUAACUCUGGCUUCUGUAUCCGGGGACUCUCUCGCUGUUCCCAUCAAAAUGACUGCCGACGAACUUCUCAGCAUCGAGCCUCAAGAGCUCCAAUUCCCUUUUGAAUUAAAGAAGCAGAUCUCGCGUUCUCUACAGUUGCGAAAUAAAAGUGACAAUUAUGUUGCUUUUAAGGUCAAGACAACAAAUCCAAAGAAGUAUUGUGUUAGACCUAACACAGGAGUUGUGUUGCCAAGGCUUUCCUGUGAUGUUAUAGUCACAAUGCAAGCACAGAAGGAGAUGCCACUUGAUAUGCAAUGCAAGGACAAGUUUUUACUUCAGAGUGUAAUUACAAGUCCUGGAGCUACAGCCAAGGAUAUCACUCCAGAGAUGUUUAAUAAGGAGGCGGGGCAUGUAGUUGAAGAGUGCAAAUUGAGGGUUGUUUAUGUUGCUCCACCUGGACCACCGUCACCGGUGCGUGAAGAAUCAGAGGAAGGUUCUUCUCCCAGAGCUUCCGUGUCAGAUAAUGGGAGUUUUAGCACUUCCGAACAGUCAGCUGUUUCAAGGUCUUAUGUCCAGAGACCACAGUCUGAAUAUAACUCGCCUGAGGCAAAGGCUCUCAUUUCCAAGCUGACCGAGGAGAAAAAUUCUGCUGUUCAGCAAAAUAAGCUACUUCAGAAAGAACUGGAGCAGUUGAGGCAUCAUUCCAGCAGAAGUCGAGGAGGUAUCCCUUUCAUAUACACCAUUCUUGUUGCCAUGGUAGGCAUCAUUUUGGGGUACCUCAUGAAAAGGACAUGACCAGUGGAUCUGCCUAUCAAUCCUUCUGCCUCGCGUAACUGGGUUGAAAUGUAGAAUACUGAAGACAUUAGAUGUGUGAUUGAUAGAAUGUUACUCCUUUUUACUUUAUUGGUUGUAUCAAACCCUAGGGAGCACAUGUCAAAUGUGACUGGUGGGGAGGAGCUGCUGUCCUUUUCAUUACCCUCACCAGAAAUUGACAUUAAGAAAUUGAUUGUAAGUGCCGACUCUAGAUUGCUCGAUUGUGUGACCA